GCGAUCAUACGAUCACGUUCUUUUUCCACGUUGGAUAUUUGCUUCCGUGGUACAUAUUUUGUACUUGCACCUCUCAUGUCAUAUAAGUGUAUGUGGGGCAUGUACUCACUCACAGUCACCUUGCUGCUAGUGCUGUGUCGGCUUUAAUUUGUGCUACAUUUUCAAAAAGUGCCAAAAAGGCAAAUAAAAUUCAGUUUCCAAUUUUACAAUCAAACUCAACUACAAUUGAUACCUAUUAAUGGUGUACAGUAAUUCUUUCCAGAAUCAGAAGGGUGAUACUUUAAUAAUUAGUGACCUGGCUGUUAUGACGCAAAAAGUUACGUGUACGUUUUAAUAAUAAAUAUAUCAUUGUUUUUUUAAUACAAACCAGUGCUUUCUGAUGUUAGAAAUACCCACUUUCACCGUUUGCAUCCCUACUAGCAUAAAGAUGUCUCGAAAGAGGACCAGGAGCCAUUCAGAAGAUAAUUUAUUCUUAUCAGAUAGAUUACUCCUCCAACCAGUCAAGUCUAUUUGCCAGGAGGCCCCGUUCAGUGAUGAGCCACUUGCCAUUCAAACCCGUAAUAGAUGCGACUACAGUAGAAAGAUUACUUUUGAUGUAGCAAAAAAUGGCCAAGCUCCUAGACCAGUGAGAGUAUAUGCUGAUGGAAUCUACGAUUUGUUCCACCAGGGUCACGCAAGGCAGCUCCUGCAAGCCAAAAACAUAUUUCCUAACGUUUACCUUAUCGUUGGAAUUUGUAACGAUGCCCUAACCCAUCGAAAAAAAGGCAAAACAGUAAUGACUGAAGACGAACGCUACGAGGCGGUCAGGCAUUGUCGUUAUGUUGACGAGAUAGUAAAGGAUGCUCCUUGGGAACUGGACGAAUCCUUUGUCGAAAAACACAAGAUCGAUUUCAUAGCUCACGACGACAUUCCGUAUGAUACCGAAAAUUGCAAUGACAUCUAUGCGCCCUGGAAGGCCAAGGGCAUGUUCGUCGCGACGCAGCGUACCGAAGGCGUCUCCACGUCAGACAUCGUGGCCAGAAUAGUACGCGACUAUGACGUAUACGUCCGCCGAAAUUUAGCACGGGGUUAUUCUGCCAAAGACCUGAACAUUUCGUAUUUGAGCGAGAAGAAGAUCCGGUUACAAAAUAAAAUGCACGAACUCAAAGACAAAGGCAAAAAGGUCAUCGAUUCUAUAGGGGAACGUAAGGAUGACAUGAUCGCCAAGUGGGAGGAGAAGUCCCGGGACUUUAUCGAAAACUUUUUGCUUCUUUUCGGGCGAGAAAGGCUGACGAAUAUUUGGAAUGAAUCGAAAGGGAGGAUUUUGAACGCUUUGAGUCCUCCUGGCUCUCCCACAAGAGACGGAUCGCCUUAUUCAAGUUCGCAAUCACUUGAUGGAUACCACGAUUGUGAAUCGUUUCCACCUCCCAGAAAAAAUGCCAGGUACGAUGAGGGGUAUUUCCCCUCGUCUAGUAGUAAGUCUUACGGUAGAAAAAAGGACUCAAAAGUUAAUAACGAUUUCAGUGACGAUGAAGAAGAUUUUAUAUAGUUUUAUAUUGUUGUAAAAUGACGAGCAAGCUAGUAAUUCGGCAAAAAAUUAAGUUAUUGGUCCUUGUAAAAGAGGAAGGUAAUAAACGAAUGUGAAAGAGAAGUAGAAAUCCUGAGGGAGGAUUAUUAGCUUUCGCCAAAUGCAAGUAUAUACACACAUAACUAGGUAACGUUGCCCGCAUUAUAUAUAUCUAUUUAUUACUAUGAUUUUAUUGUUUUUUUAUUUUAUUCCUAUGUACAGUUCACUUAACAAGUUUUGCAAUAAAUCGAUAUUUAUUAGUUGAAAGCGUGUGUUAUAUAUUUAAACGAGUAAAAAAAAGAAAUUAAAUGUGCAACUUGAUAUUUGCUAAUUGUUUCUUGAGUCUCAGAUAAUUGUUGAUAACAUAUUGUUCCUUUUUUAUUUAUCUAAUGAAAUGUGAAUAGUGAUCAGCGACUUCUGAAGUAUUGAUAAAAUUGUACAUUGUAUAUUUAUUUAAAUGUUUUUAUCAUAUUUGGAAAACAGAAAUUAUUUUUUAGACUUUGCACCAUUAAUUUAUUAAUUUUGCUCAGUUACUGUUGUUUCUGUUUGAUAAAUAAUUAUGUUAAAUUAUGUCAUUAAAUUGAUUUUUUCUGUUUAUUUAAUGAAUGAAGGCUUUAAAUGUGUAAUGUUAGAAAUAGAUCUGUUGAUUACGACCUCAAAAAAUACCGAAGAGUAUAGUUUGCACAUGCGGAAUAUUUUUGAAUUCUAUUCGUGGUUAAUAUAGAAGAAAAGGGGAUAUUUUGCUGGGUCGUAUCUUUAAUAGAUCUAUUUACAUGAAGUAUUAGAACUGUAGUAGUCAAUAAGACUGAUCGAAAUAAAUUGCGAAUUAUUACGAUAAUUCAAUCGUCUUAUACGUUAUGUAACGUGUAAUUGCAGUGCAACCUUACUAUCGUAGCUUAUUUAGGAUUUUCUAUUUAACGUUGCCGAAAACUGUUGUAUUUUUCGUUUAUUUAAUAAAUUUUUUUAUCAUGUU
Molecule: messenger RNA, 2519 nt
Organism: Agrilus planipennis (emerald ash borer)
Lineage: Eukaryota; Metazoa; Arthropoda; Insecta; Coleoptera; Buprestidae
Gene: Pcyt2
Product: choline-phosphate cytidylyltransferase A
Exons: 4
Coding region: 380-1528 (382 amino acids)
Biological process (GO): CDP-choline pathway
Molecular function (GO): phosphatidylcholine binding; choline-phosphate cytidylyltransferase activity
Source: RefSeq, a predicted model, not a curated record